CCCUGGCCCAGCCCUCUCCUCAAUGCUCCUCCCCCACUUUGUCUCUUGCAGAGAGUUUGAUUCACUUUCCAAGGACAAUGUCUUCGAGAAUAACCGUUUGGCCUUUGAAGUGGCUGAGAAGGAGCUGGGUAUCCCUGCUCUCCUGGACCCCAGUGACAUGGUCUCCAUGAGUGUCCCUGACUGCCUCAGCAUCAUGACCUACGUGUCCCAAUACUACAACCACUUUGCCAGCCCUGGCCAAGCUGCGUUGGGUCUUCGUUGCUGCGCGCGGGCUUUCUCUAGUUGUGCCGGGGUCUCAUCACCCAGAAAGGGCCUGGCAGCAUCCACCCCGCCAUCCAAAGCACCCACUCCUGCGGAACCAGGAGACAGGGCUCAGGGUGAUGAGUGCUCCUCGGGCAGCCUGUCAGAGCAGGGCGCCCACCGGACCCCCAGCAGCACGUGUGCGGCCUGCCAGCAGCAUGUGCACCUGGUGCAGCGUUACCUGGCUGACGGCAAGCUGUACCACCGGCACUGCUUCCGGUGUCGGCGGUGCUGCAGCACCCUGCUCCCCGGAGCUUACAGGAGUGGGCCAGAGGAGGGCACCUUCGUGUGUGCGGAGCACUGUGCCAGGCUGGGCCCCGGUGGGCGGUCAGGGGCCAGGCCUGCACUUCCCCCACAGCCAAAGCAACAGCAACUUACAGAAGAAGCCAAGGAUGUGGAGAGAGGCGGCCCCAGCCCUAAUGCGGCUGCAGGGGCCGAGGUGGACGUACCCAAGGCCGGCCCCGAGGACCGACCCCAGAUCCCCACCAAGCCCUGGGUUCCCGGCAAACCACAGGAGCUGGCCAGCACCCCAGGCAGCCGCCCCACACCUGCCCCCAGGAAGGCCUCUGAGAGCACAGCCCCGACGCUCCCCACGCCCCGGCCCCGGUCCAGCCUGCAGCAGGAGAACUUGGUGGAGCAGGGAGGCGGCAGUGGCCUGGUGAAUGGGAAGCUGCAUGAACCCCCCAUCCCCAAGCCCAGAGGGACACCCAAGCUGUCAGAGAGGACACCAGCCCCCAGAAAAGACCCCCCAUGGAUCACACUGGUGCAGGCAGAGCCAAAGAAGAAGCCAGCCCCCCUGCCCCCGAGCAGCAGCCCCGGGCCGCCGCCACCGGGCCGGGAUAGCAGGCAGGUGGAGAACGGAGGUGUGCAUGAGGUGGCCCCACGGGGCCCGGAGGUGGCUGGCCCGGAGCCCAAGCCCUACAACCCCUUCGAGGAGGAGGAGGAAGAGCCCCCAGCUGCACCCCGCCCAGCCACCGGCUCUGCCCCGACUCACCCGGAGUCCACACCCAAGUCCCUGCACCCCUGGUACGGCAUCACUCCCACGAGCAGCCCCAGGACAAAGAAGCGCCCCGCCCCCCGAGCACCCAGUGCAUCCCCCCUUGCUCUCCACACCUCCCGCCUGUCACACUCGGAGCCACCCUCGGCUACCCCGUCGCCAGCCCUCAGCGUGGAAAGCCUGUCAUCCGAGGGCUCCAGCCAGCCUCCAAGUGGGGAGCUUCUGGAGCCGCCAGUUGUGCCCAAGAGCUCCUCAGAGCCUGCUGUCCAUGCCCCUGGCACCCCUGGGACCUCGGCCAGCCUCUCUGCCAACUCCUCCCUGUCCUCCUCUGGGGAGCUGGUGCAGCCCAGUGUGGACCGGACACCUCAAGCCAGCCCUGGCCUUGCUCCCAAUACUAGGGGCAGCCCAGGUCCCCCUCCAGCCAAGCCCUGCAGUGGCACUGCUCCCACCCCUCUCGUGCUGGUUGGAGACAAGAGCCCUGCGCCUUCCCCUGGAACCUCAUCCCCGCAGCUCCAGGUAAAGCCCUCUGAGGGCCCAGCUGUAGUCCUGGUCUGACCGACCUGACAGAGGAUAAGUCUGGGGAGGAGCCCGAGCUGUUGGUUUGUGCACCUUUCAAAUGCCGCUUAACCUUCCCUGGCCUGGGCAACCGCCUCGUGUCCAACUGUGUCAUCACCUGCUGUGUGACCUGGAGAAGGCCCAUCCCAUCUCUGGGCCUCAGGAUGCUCUGAGGAGCCCCGGGGUUCCUUGCUGUGGGAGGUGGGGGAGGGAGUUGAUUUUGGACCCCCCGCCCCUUC
This is a messenger RNA of Physeter macrocephalus (sperm whale), 2091 nucleotides long. Its product is annotated as MICAL-like protein 1. The record is from RefSeq and is a predicted model, not a curated record. Bases 23 to 1852 code for a protein of 609 amino acids. NCBI's taxonomy places the organism in Eukaryota, Metazoa, Chordata, Mammalia, Artiodactyla, Physeteridae. The transcript is spliced from 10 exons. Gene Ontology annotation, molecular function: protein binding.